Messenger RNA from Drosophila serrata, 767 nucleotides. It is a transcript of the gene Npc2e, whose product is annotated as Niemann-Pick type C-2e. Gene Ontology annotation, biological process: sterol transport. NCBI's taxonomy places the organism in Eukaryota, Metazoa, Arthropoda, Insecta, Diptera, Drosophilidae. The record is from RefSeq and is a predicted model, not a curated record. Gene Ontology annotation, molecular function: sterol binding.
GCCACCUAUUUAAGGUUCUGCGCCGGCCACAGUGAUUCCAUUCCCAUUCCCAUUCACGGCUAUCAGCUGCGUUCGCGCGUACCGAAGACAUUGUAGUUGGUUAAUUACUGGCCAGAGAUUACAGGAGGAGAUUCCCAACGACCGAAAAUGCAGCGAAUUAUCUUAGUUUUGGCCUUGAUUUUGGCCACGGUCAGUGCUACCAAUGUAAAGCAGUGCCCGGAUAAACCGUUUCCACUGGCCGUGAGAGUCGUGGACUGCGAGGAGCCACCAUGUGUGGUCUACAAAGGCAAAUAUGCGGUGAUGGAGGUCCAUUUUCUGGGCAAUGACAACAACAUUAAGAGCAUCACAGCCACCACAACGGCCAGGGUCUUGGGCAUGAAUCUACCUUACAUCCUGCCCGAUGAGGUCUCCGAUGUGUGCCUCAAUCUUCUCUACGGCGCCAUUUGUCCCAUCGACAAGGAUGAGGAUGUUACUUAUCAGUUCAACUUUUAUGUGGAGCCUGCUUUCCCCGAGAUCACGGCGGAUGUCACUGUCACACUGAACGAUGUUAAAGGCGAACCGAUCACCUGCUUCGUGGUCACCUGCAAGAUCCGGAAGGGACCAACUGCGACGCAAAGGGAGGAGUACUUGCUGGACUGGACGAACCCCCACUCCGAGUAGCGGACGCGACGAUGCACUCUACUCCAGCCACCGGUACCAACUGACUUGCUGAAUAUUAUCACCAUUAUUAUUCAACGAAAAAUAUACUCAGAGCUCUGCAGACGAUA